Molecule: messenger RNA, 1696 nt
Organism: Odobenus rosmarus divergens (Pacific walrus)
Lineage: Eukaryota; Metazoa; Chordata; Mammalia; Carnivora; Odobenidae
Gene: MAPKAPK2
Product: mitogen-activated protein kinase-activated protein kinase 2
Exons: 10
Coding region: 204-1412 (402 amino acids)
Biological process (GO): vascular endothelial growth factor receptor signaling pathway; peptidyl-serine phosphorylation; cellular response to vascular endothelial growth factor stimulus
Cellular component (GO): nucleus; cytoplasm
Molecular function (GO): mitogen-activated protein kinase binding; calcium/calmodulin-dependent protein kinase activity; calcium-dependent protein serine/threonine kinase activity
Source: RefSeq, a predicted model, not a curated record
GGGCUGGUGGGCGCCAGCGGCGCACGGCGGGACCCACGGAGCCCCGCGACCCGCCGAGCCUGGAGCCGGGCCGGGGCGGGGAAGCCGGCUCCAGCCCGGAGCAAACUUCGCAGCCGGGCGCGGGGUGGCGGGGACCCUGUUCGGAGCUGGAGGAGGGGGCGGCCGCGGGCCCUCCCGCUUCUGCUCCCGUGUCUCCGGGCACCAUGCUGUCCAACUCCCAAGGCCAGACCCCGCCGGUGCUGUUUCCCAACCCGCCGCCGCCGCCGCCGCCGCAGCCCCCCGCCCCGGCCCAGCCUCAUCCCCCGGGCCAGCCGCCGCCGCAGCCCCCGCAGCAGUUUCCCCAGUUCCAUGUCAAGUCGAGCCUGCAGAUCAAGAAGAACGCCAUCAUCGACGACUACAAGGUCACCACCCAGGUCCUGGGACUGGGCAUCAACGGGAAAGUUUUGCAGAUCUUCAAUAAGAGGACCCAGGAGAAAUUCGCCCUAAAAAUGCUUCAGGACUGCCCCAAGGCCCGCCGGGAGGUGGAGCUGCACUGGCGGGCCUCACAGUGCCCCCACAUUGUGCGGAUCGUGGAUGUCUACGAGAACCUGUAUGCGGGCAGGAAGUGCCUGCUGAUCGUCAUGGAGUGUUUGGAUGGUGGAGAACUCUUUAGCCGAAUCCAGGACCGAGGAGACCAAGCGUUCACAGAAAGAGAAGCGUCAGAAAUCAUGAAGAGCAUCGGUGAGGCCAUCCAGUAUUUGCACUCAAUCAACAUUGCUCAUCGGGAUGUCAAGCCUGAGAAUCUCCUGUACACCUCCAAAAGGCCCAACGCCAUCCUGAAACUCACAGAUUUUGGCUUUGCCAAGGAAACCACCAGCCACAACUCUUUGACCACUCCUUGUUAUACACCGUACUACGUGGCUCCAGAAGUGCUGGGUCCAGAGAAGUAUGACAAGUCCUGUGACAUGUGGUCCUUGGGUGUCAUCAUGUACAUCCUGCUGUGUGGGUACCCCCCCUUCUAUUCCAACCACGGUCUUGCCAUCUCUCCGGGCAUGAAGAGUCGCAUCCGAAUGGGCCAGUAUGAAUUUCCCAACCCAGAAUGGUCAGAGGUAUCGGAGGAAGUGAAGAUGCUCAUCCGGAACCUGCUGAAAACAGAGCCCACUCAGAGAAUGACCAUCACGGAGUUUAUGAACCACCCCUGGAUCAUGCAAUCAACAAAGGUCCCUCAAACCCCACUGCACACCAGCCGGGUCCUGAAGGAGGACAAGGAGCGGUGGGAGGACGUCAAGGAGGAGAUGACCAGUGCCUUGGCCACAAUGCGUGUCGACUACGAGCAGAUCAAGAUAAAGAAGAUUGAAGAUGCGUCCAAUCCUCUCCUUCUGAAGAGGCGGAAGAAAGCUCGGGCCCUGGAGGCCGCAGCCCUCGCCCACUGAGCCUCUGAGCCCAUCCGGCUCCACUGGAGGACAAGCAAUAACUCUCGACCUGAAUAUAUUUUUUAAACGAAGAGACACAGAACUGUCCACUUCCACCUCACCUCCUCCUCGGCGGCGUGGAGCCCUGAACCCUGUCGGCGGCUGCGACCCGCCUUUGGUUCCGGCCGCCUCAGGGAGGGAGAGGCUGGGAGGCGGGAGGCUGGGAGGCUGGGGGGCCGUGUGGAGAGAAGGGAGCAAGAUGCUCUUGAACCUGUGCUCAUUUUGCAGUUUUAUCAGUAAUUUGA